Molecule: messenger RNA, 447 nt
Organism: Sinocyclocheilus grahami
Lineage: Eukaryota; Metazoa; Chordata; Actinopteri; Cypriniformes; Cyprinidae
Product: UDP-xylose and UDP-N-acetylglucosamine transporter-like
Exons: 5
Coding region: 1-447 (148 amino acids)
Biological process (GO): UDP-N-acetylglucosamine transmembrane transport
Cellular component (GO): endoplasmic reticulum membrane; Golgi membrane
Molecular function (GO): UDP-xylose transmembrane transporter activity; UDP-N-acetylglucosamine transmembrane transporter activity
Source: RefSeq, a predicted model, not a curated record
AUGACUUUUGAUGCAUUUCCUUUUUGCAGUAACUAUGUGAUCAUGGUGACCAUGUUCUUUACCGUCAGCGUGAUCAAUAACUACGCCCUGAACUUUAACAUCGCCAUGCCUCUGCACAUGAUCUUCAGAUCAGGAUCUUUAAUAGCGAACAUGAUCCUCGGUAUUAUCAUCUUGAAGAAAAGAUAUUCGGCGAGUAAAUAUCUCUCCAUCGUGCUGGUGUCUGUGGGCAUUUUCAUCUGCACUAUUAUGUCGGCCAAACAAGUGAAUGUUGAGAAAGGGGCCACAGAGGAAGAUGUUUUUUAUGCCUUCGUGCAUUGGCUUCUGGGUAUCGCCAUGCUGACGUUCGCCUUGCUGAUGUCUGCAAGAAUGGGCAUUUUCCAGGAAACUCUGUACAAGAAAUAUGGCAAACACUCCAAGGAGGCUCUGUUUUACAAUGUCAGUCCCUAA